UCUCCCUGUCCCGGCCCAACUCCCCGCAAGCCCGAAAGAUGCCGCUUCCCCGCGUAUCGCUCCGCCUCCUGCCGCCGCCGCCGCCGCCGCACGCCGGCGCGGCCGUCGUCCACCGUCUCCUUCGCGGCCUCUGCACAACGGAAGCGCCUCCCUCCCCCCUCUCCCCGUCCGAGCUCGACACCAUCUCCGCGCUCAUCCCGCGGCUCAUCUCCGAGGGCCAGGUCCCCGCCGCCGGCCGCCUCCUCUCCGCGGCGCUCCUCCUGCCGGGCUCCCCGGAGCGCCUCCCGUUCCCCCCGCUCGCCGAGCACCUCGCCUCCCUGCCCACCCUCACCCCGGCCUUCGCCCUACUCACCGCGCUCCGCCACCACCCCGUCCGCCCCUCGCCGCUCCCGCUCGCCACCCCGCUCCUCGGCCACCUCCUCGCGAUGCGCCGCGCCCGCGAGGCCGCCUCCGUGCUCCGCUGGCUCUGCCGCCCCGACUCCCCGCGCCGGCCCGACGCCGCCACCUACGGCAUCGCCGUCGCCGGGUUCUGCAGGCUCGGGGACCCCAAGAGCGCGCUCGUCGCCCUCGGCGAGAUGGCCUCCGACGGGGUUCCGCCCUCGCGGGAGCUGCAGGAGGCGGUGCGGGACGCGAUGCUGCAGGACGCGAGGGUCGAGGAGGCGUGGGCGCUGGAGGAGGCUAUGCGGCUGCCGGAGCCCAAGAAGACGGUGGAGAUGGUCGACAAGCUUCUUGGAGCGUGGGAAGACUGACUGGCUGACUGACCACCGAGCCAUUUUGGUGCUUCGCUGCUCUGGAUCAUGCAAAAGGCAGCCUGCAAACUCUUGUCUAGAAGAAGCUAUCAUGAGGUCUGGGUGUAAGAGCAAUGUGCAGCAAGUUGUCGAUGGAAGGACUGACAGCACCAAAGACGAGCUGAGUGACAGAUGAUGGGUUUGCUGCUUUGGAAUUUGGCCGUGAAAUGUCUCACGUUGUAAGUUGUUAUGCAUAUGUUCACCUUCGUGAUAAUUAUGGUUUCAUGAGCAAUGGCACAAGUUUUGUAUGGUGAGAUAGCUUGGUUGCUUGUGAGUUUCUGUUUACAUACUUCACUAUACUUUGCUUCUUGUGAAACUGGCAAUCUGAUUGUAGGUUAUCUCAUAUUUACGUCAAUGUAAAAAAUGACAUUGGUUCUUCA
Messenger RNA from Triticum urartu, 1168 nucleotides. RefSeq lists its product as uncharacterized. Gene Ontology annotation, molecular function: protein binding. NCBI's taxonomy places the organism in Eukaryota, Viridiplantae, Streptophyta, Magnoliopsida, Poales, Poaceae. The record is from RefSeq and is a predicted model, not a curated record.